Molecule: messenger RNA, 1796 nt
Organism: Mus musculus (house mouse)
Lineage: Eukaryota; Metazoa; Chordata; Mammalia; Rodentia; Muridae
Product: predicted gene, 20815
Exons: 2
Coding region: 406-1089 (227 amino acids)
Biological process (GO): gamete generation; chromatin organization
Source: RefSeq, marked validated
AUUCAAGGUGAGUUCACUAUCUUCACAGUGGUGUGUCAAAGCCAGGUCAUUUUUUCCCACAGGCUUUUGGUGCCUGGUCUGUAUCAGGAGAUAGAAUCUUGACGACUAGGAUAUUUUUCUAUGGGAGCUCAAAACUGUUUAGCAUAAUCUUCUUCACCUGCUCAGAAGUUCUCUUAGAGAAGAGUCUUGGUCCAGCAUUCACUCCCAACCCAUAACCAUUGCCCAUCAGGAAUUCAUAUAUAUGACAGAGGCAACAGCAUUGUGUCUGGUUUAAACGGGCAAGAUCUUCAGUCCCAGGCAAUGAGCAAGUAUGAUAUUUGAAGGGAAUGGAAGCCACAAGACAGUGUGAUCUACCACAACAGGUCUACAGCCAGGUAGAAGACAAUACCUCUGAAGAGUCUGAGUAUGACAUCACUCAAGAAGAAGAGUAGGAGGAAGCCUUCUUCCCAGGCCCUGGGGAAUAUUGUUGGCUGCAGAAUUUCUCACGGGUGGAAGGAAGGUAAUGAGCCUGUCACCCAUUGGAAGGCCAUCAUUCUAGGUCAACUGCCAACAAACCCUUCUCUUUAUUUGGUGAAGUAUGACGGAAUUGACAGUGUCUACGGACAGGAGCUCCACAGCGAUGAGAGGAUUUUAAAUCUUAAGGUCUUGCCUCACAAAGUAGUUUUUCCUCAGGUGAGGGAUGUCCACCUCGCCAGCGCCCUGGUUGGCAGAGAGGUACAACACAAAUUUGAGGGGAAAGAUGGCUCUGAGGACAACUGGAGUGGGAUGGUGCUAGCCCAGGUGCCAUUCUUACAGGACUAUUUUUACAUUUCCUACAAGAAGGAUCCGGUCCUCUACGUCUAUCAGCUCCUGGAUGACUACAAGGAAGGUAACCUCCACAUCAUUCCAGAGACCCCUCUGGCUGAGGCGAGAUCAGGUGAUGACAAUGACUUCUUAAUAGGUUCCUGGGUGCAGUACACCAGAGAUGAUGGAUCCAAAAAGUUCGGAAAGGUUGUUUACAAAGCUCUAGCCAAUCCUACUGUGUACUUUAUCAAAUUUCUUGGUGACCUCCAUAUCUAUGUCUAUACUCUGGUGUCAAAUAUCACUUAAAUUGAAAAAAAUCACAAAGUACAGAAAUAUAAACUUAUAGGAUUGAAAAAAAAUGUUUGUUUUCCUGUGUUGGGUACCUAUGGGUCUUUGACAACCUCAGUAUCUUUGUCAAUAAAAUUUGUUUUGUUCUAAAAAUUAAUACGUGUGACAUGACAUGCUUUUAGUGAACACUUUGUUGGAAGAGAUGGACUAUGGUGGAAAGAACAUCCAAGGAAGAUGAAAGUUGCAACGCAGGCUGUGAACAGUGCAUACAUCUAAUAUCACACAGGCUAAAAUGGACAGGGUUAGAUUCUGUAGUCUGCAUUGUGAGCAAAAAUUGGAGAUAUGACUUAGAGGAGCAGGGAUGGCAGCAAAAAAUGGAUUUUUAGGAAGAAGCGGAGAAAGACGGGACAUAGAUAGAAUCUCUGGUAUGAAGUCUGAGGGAGAAACAACAAGUUGGGGAAAGAGUGAUAGAUAAAAGAAAUGUGGCCUUGUUACUCAAAGUGCAACCCAGAAAACUGAUCCAAAGAGAUUCAGAAAUCAGACAAAAUCAGGUUUCAUUUGAAUAAUGAAACGAAAUGAAACUUGUCUCUCAUUUUAAGAUUUAUUAUCUUUAUUUAUAUGGGUGGGAGUAGGGCAUGAGAUUGAGAGUAUAGGUGACCACAGAGACAUGAGUUGUCAGAUCCCAUGGAGCUGGCAUUAAAGCUGAUUGUUAACCAUUGGAUAUG